Molecule: messenger RNA, 2724 nt
Organism: Lachnellula hyalina
Lineage: Eukaryota; Fungi; Ascomycota; Leotiomycetes; Helotiales; Lachnaceae
Product: Spindle pole body component alp4
Exons: 5
Coding region: 1-2724 (907 amino acids)
Biological process (GO): meiotic cell cycle; cytoplasmic microtubule organization; mitotic cell cycle
Cellular component (GO): equatorial microtubule organizing center; spindle pole; mitotic spindle pole body
Molecular function (GO): gamma-tubulin binding; microtubule minus-end binding
Source: RefSeq, a predicted model, not a curated record
AUGCCCUCCACGUCCAGUCCCAGGUCGUUUCAUGGAGAUCAGUCAUCUGCGAGCAAUGGCAAUGCGCGCCAAAAUUCAACGGCAAGCAAUGUGCCCGCAACAGACAGACAAAGAGAUCAACGGCGACAACAUCCCGCGCAGUCCACUAGCUCCACAACUCAUCGCAGAACCGAAUCGAGCUCGCAGCGAACCAGAGAACACAGGAAGGAGAAAGUCACAGAAACUUUGGUCAGGCGAAUAAAAAGUCCGGACCAGCGAACGCGAACAGCAGCCGAAAAGCCGAAGCACGUUCAAGCUAGUAGCUCUCAACAAACAGCGAAAGAAAGCAAGCCAGAGAUACCGCAGCUACCAUGGAACCCAGAGGUAUCUCUGGUCACACAUACGAGUGCGCCCCUAGCAUCCCGAAUAUCAAUUCCACCGCGAGCCUCACAGGCACCGAUUCCAUUAGAACCUAAAGCGUUGCGAGAAUUAUCACUAGAAGCUCAAGAAGCGGCUAUUAUAGAAGAUCUUCUCAUAGUGCUUAUGGGAGUCGAAGGACAAUAUAUCCAUUUUGCCAAGACUUACGAUCCUUCUGCCGAGAAAGACCGUUUAGAUGGUCCAGUUUUCGUUAUCCUUCCGGGGUUGGAUCCAAGUCUACGAGAUCUUACGAUUGGGAUACUGAAACUAGCGACCCAUCACAGCGCACUCGAAGCCUUUAUCGAUGUGCAAGGUCGUGCUGAACUUGGCGUAGUAAAUCACGCCUUGAGUGCUGCCAUACGAAAGCUGAUAUUUGAUUAUUUGGUCUUGAUCGCUCAGCUAGAAACCCAAUUUCUCACCAAUCCAUCUUUCACCCUGCACGUUUUAAACGUGCAUACCCUUCCAACACGCCACCUCAUGAGUCAAGUCUACUCUCUCGCCCAAGCCAUUAUCAAGCGAAGCUCUCCAAUAGAUGACGACAUGGACUCAGAUAUGGAGCUUGAUAUAGAGAAUAUUCUGGAAGCCUUACAGGGUUCUGAUCUUCUACCAGGCAGUAGGAAAAGCCCAGUGUGUAAAGGGGGCAGUGUUCUAGACUUGAUCACCAAGCGUUUAGAACUCUUCUCUGGAGAUCCAGUCACUCGAGCGGUUCUCACUUCAUUACUACAAAAUACAAGCCGCCCGUAUAUGCGAAUGCUGAAUGAAUGGCUUCAUCACGGUACCAUCAAAGACUUGUAUGCCGAAUUUUUGGUCAAAGAGCAACAGAGCAUCAAGCGGGAGCGCCUUGCGGAGGACUACACAGACGACUAUUGGGAAAGGCGGUACACAUUGCGAGACAAUGUGCCACCGCAACUUGAGAGCGUGCAGCAUAAAGUUCUCCUUGCAGGGAAAUACCUCAACGUUGUCCGGGAAUGUGGAGGAGUCGAUAUCAGCAAAGCUAUCAGUAAUGUGCCUACCACCUUCGAGGACCUUCGAUUUUUCGAUAAUGUUAACGAUGCAUAUGUUUAUGCAAACAAAUCUCUCUUAAAUCUGUUAUUAACAACAUAUGCGUUACCUGAGCGUUUACAUUCGAUGAAACACUACUUCUUUCUAAGCCAGUCUGACUUUCUGUCCUAUUUCCUUGAUUUAGCAUCACCAGAGCUUCGCAAACCAGUCGACAAAGUGAACACAAAUAAAUUGCAAGCAUUGCUAGAUUUGGUCCUUCCUGCCCAAGAUCCCUUCAAGGAGAAUAUCAAAGUGGAGAUGAAUAGUGUCAAUUUGUAUGAUUGUUUGACGCGAGUCAUUAAUAUAUCUGGUAUUGAGGAUGGAGAAGCGCUAUUGAAUCCACCUGCUCCACCUGUUGAAAGCGAAAAAGGGCCUGUUGGUUUUACUUCUUUGCAACUUGAUUGUGUUGUUCCUUUUCCGGCAUCACUUGUCAUUAGUAGGAAGACUAUUUGGAGAUACCAAGCUUUGUUUCGAUACCUCUUUUCACUGCGACACCUGGAGCAACAGCUAGUUGCGAACUGGCAGACAUGGAAUAAAGCUUCUAGCUGGGCUCAUAAAAGUUCGGAUAAGGAGAUUGAGCUUUGCAAGCGGCGUGCUUUCACAUUGCGCGCUCGCAUGCUAGUAUAUGUACAGCAACUUCUGUACUUCUGCACUUCCGAAGUCAUCGAACCGAAUUGGCAAGCUUUCAUGGAGAAGCUCAAGAACGGUUCAAAAUCAGCCGUUGGUACAGUGGAUGAACUGAUGCAAAACCACGUUGAUUUCCUCGAUACUUGUCUGAAAGAAUGCAUGCUUACCAAUGCUCGACUUUUAAGGAGACAUUCUAAACUGAUGCAAACAUGUACCCUAUUCUCGAAUUUCACCUCGUGGUUUUCUCGCGAGCUAGAGUCUAACGACCCAGACCUUUCAGGCAAUACCAAACCACCCCAACUUGAGAAAAUGAUCGCAAACCUAAGGAAGUUCGAGCUUAAUUUUGGAAGACACAUGCAUGUUUUGCUUGACGAAAUGAAUCAUUUUGCGGCGACGGAAACGGAAGAUAGAAUAUUUGAGGACCUGGAGUCCGGGGUCCAGAGAGCUAGUCGUAUAACAAUAUUGAUAUCAAGGUCCCUCGCCUCCCAUUCUUUUCUGACAAGUAUAUACACUCGGGCAAAAAACCAGCAAAAACAUACAACAGCAGGUAUUCGCUGGUGGUCACCCACCCAACUACUAAUCUGCCGAUCUGAGGCUUGUGUAUGGCAGAGCGGACGGGAUGCCCAAUUCUCCUCAGUCUAUGGUCGUAUGUGGAAGUGA